UCUUUUUACUUGGACGACGACGACGAUAACUGAAAGAAGAAGCUGCUAAAGUUCCAAGGCUGAUCGGAUCAAAAUUGAAAUCGGCUUCUCGAGGUGCAAUGCAAGGGGGAUCUACCGGCGUCGGUUAUGGUCUUAAGUACCAGGCUAGAUGUAUUGCAGAUGUCAAAGCAGAUACAGAUCACACCAGUUUCAUUGCUGGGACUCUAAGUCUCAAAGAAGAGAAUGAGGUACAUUUGAUCAGACUAGCGUCAGGUGGAACAGAGCUAGUAUGCGAGGGUCUAUUUUCGCACCCUAACGAAAUAUGGGAUCUCGCUUCUUGCCCCUUCGACCAGCGCAUUUUCUCCACCGUCUUCUCUACUGGUGAAUCAUAUGGAGCGGCAAUAUGGCAGAUCCCUGAGCUAUACGGCCAGUUAAAUUCCCCACAAUUGGAGCGGAUAGGCUUUCUAGAUGCACAUAGUUCCAAAAUUAAAUGUACACUUUGGUGGCCAUCGGGAAGAAACGACAAAAUUAUAAGUAUUGAUGAGCAGAACCUCUACUUGUGGAGCUUAGAUUCUUCAAAGAAAACAGCACAGGUACAAUCACAGGAGUCUGCUGGAAUGCUUCACUAUUUAUCUGGGGGAGCAUGGGAUCCACAUGACAUCAAUGCUGUUGCAUCAACAUGUGAAUCAUCAAUUCAGUUCUGGGAUCUUCGAACAAUGAAGAAAACAAGUUCCAUGGAGCAUGGCCAUAUCCGUAAUGUAGAUUAUGAUCCGAAGAAGCAAUAUAUUCUUGUAACAGCUGAGGAUGAGACGGGUAUUAAUAUAUGGGACCUAAGAAUGCCAAAGGCUCCUGUGUUAGAGCUUCCUGGACAUACACACUGGACAUGGACGGUCAGAUGUAACCCUGAAUUUGACGGGCUGAUUUUGAGUGCUGGAACAGACUCAGUGGUCAACUUAUGGCAAGCCAACCUCACUGAUAAUACGACUGAUAACAGCCCUAUUGAGUCACCUAGAAAGAAGGCAGAUGCUUUGCUGAACUCUUACAGCGAUUAUGAAGACAGUAUUUAUGGCCUAGCUUGGAGUUCCCGUGAGCCUUGGAUAUUUGCAUCAUUAUCAUAUGAUGGAAGGGUUGUUGUAGAAUCAAUAAAGCCUCAUCUUAUGAAGAGAUGAAGUUGAGAAUACAGUUGAGGUUAUUAUUCUCUCCUUUUGACCUCAAUAGCACGUUUACAAGAAGCACUGUCUGUAAUCUUGGUAUGUUACUUCUCCCUUGAACUAAAGAUUAUAGCUUUUGUUGGACUAGGGGGGGUUAUUGUUUUGUCGACAUUUAUUUUUUAUGUUUUUUUUUUGUAUUUGAACCAUUUUGAGGUGUGUGACCUAUAUGAGUUUGUACAAUUGAGAAAGGAAAUAUAUUGAAUUCAAUGUUCUAUAUGAGAAGUAAAUGAAGGUGCUGGUUCCAUUCUAUUUGUUAAA
This is a messenger RNA of Impatiens glandulifera, 1448 nucleotides long. RefSeq names its product WD repeat-containing protein DWA2-like. The record is from RefSeq and is a predicted model, not a curated record. The transcript is spliced from 14 exons. Gene Ontology annotation, biological process: protein ubiquitination. Lineage: Eukaryota; Viridiplantae; Streptophyta; Magnoliopsida; Ericales; Balsaminaceae. Gene Ontology annotation, molecular function: protein binding. Bases 99 to 1148 code for a protein of 349 amino acids.